Cydia splendana is the source of this 1423-nucleotide messenger RNA. Its product is annotated as procathepsin L-like. Gene Ontology annotation, molecular function: cysteine-type endopeptidase activity; cysteine-type endopeptidase activator activity involved in apoptotic process. The transcript has 10 exons. NCBI's taxonomy places the organism in Eukaryota, Metazoa, Arthropoda, Insecta, Lepidoptera, Tortricidae. The coding region runs from base 225 to 1271 and encodes 348 amino acids. The record is from RefSeq and is a predicted model, not a curated record. Gene Ontology annotation, cellular component: lysosome. Gene Ontology annotation, biological process: immune response; positive regulation of peptidase activity; positive regulation of apoptotic signaling pathway.
UUGAAAAUAUAAGAGGCAUCGAUUGCGUUAUAUUCACAAAUGCAGGGGAAACGAGACCACAAGUUGAGAAGACAUUAUGGGCCUACUUUGAAAACAACACCGACUAUUGGAUUCCCGUAAGAUACAAAACCAAGGAGGUUGAUGAUUGGCACGGAUAUUUAAACAAUUACGAGAUUUGGGAUUUUUAUAACUUUAACGAAGACAUUGAUUUAGAUGUUUUUAAAAUGACCUAUAAUUGCACAACCAGCAAAAAUGAUAAAAAAGCUGCAAGUAAAUCCAAUGAUAACUAUCUCCUGAAUUUAAAUGCCGAAGAAAUUAAGGAAUUUGAUGAUGCAUUUUCUACGUAUAUACGGCAGUUUGGAAAACAAUAUGCGAAUAAGGAAGAACGUGAAAUGAGAAAACGUAAUUUCUACAAAAGUUGGAGAUUAGUAACUAGUUCAAAUAAUAAAAAUCUGGGCUAUAAACUAGCACUAAAUAAACUAUCCGACCGUAUUGACGAAGAACUUUCGAAGUACAGAAGUCCGAAAAGUGACAAGCCUAAAACUGGAAGGAUACCUUUUCCUUAUUCAGAAGAGGAAAUAAAAAAAAUAGCAAACACUGUUCCUAAGGAAUACGAUUUGAGGGUGGAGGGCCUUGUAGGUCCUGUUUCGGAUGCGUUAAAUGAAGGAUGUGAGUCUGAUUGGGCCUUUGCUGUUACGGCUGUCGUGGAAGGGUCCCUGGCUCGGAGCAACGGAGGUACUUGGAUGAAACUAAGUGAACAAGCUCUCGUAGAUUGCUCCUGGGGAUACGGAAAUAAAGGUUGUAAGGGUGGAAGUCCUAUGAAAUCUUACGAGUGGAUAAUGAAGCAUGGAUUACCCUUACAACAGGAAUAUGGCCAGUACACUAACAAGAAUGGAUUUUGUAAGUUGCAAAAUAUGACGAAGACCUUCAAAAUCAAAGGAUACACGAAUGUCAUCCCGAACAGUGUCGACGCUCUCAAGAUCGCUUUGAUCAACCACGGGCCUAUAGCUGUAAAUGUAAACGGAGGCUACGGCCUAAUGAUGUAUGAUGGAGGCAUUCUUUACGACGAGUCGUGUGACGCAUCCGACGAAGAUGAUGAAGAAGAAAAGAUCCCCAUGACCCUAGUUGGUUAUGGUGAAAGAGACGGCGAUACGUUCUGGAUCCUCAAAGAGUCCAACAGUCCAUACUGGGGUAUCGACGGUUAUGUCUACAUAUCUGCUAGAGAUAAUAACUGCGGCGUAAUGAAUGAAGCUACUUAUGCUAUUGCAUAAAAAAAGUCAUACAUAAACAUAAUCUAACGACGAAACUUGGCUAUGUGCUUGACGAACUUGCUUAGAAUAUAAUAUUAUCAUAUUUAAUACACGUGGAAUGUAACUAGGUUAAGCAAAUGAAAAUAUACUUACUUAUUACCUAUAGCAUUUUA